AUGGGCCAAGACUCCAUCUACCUCCAGGUCCUAUCCGGCGAUCCCAACGAACCACAACACAAAAACGCGGAGAGAGUCCUCCGACUACUCAAUCGCGGAAAGCAUUGGGUGCUCGUCACCCUCCUUCUCGCCAACGUCAUCGUCAACGAAUCGCUUCCCGUCGUGCUGGACCGCUUCUUGGGUGGCGGUGUUGCCGCUGUUGUGGGUAGUACAAUUCUUAUCGUCAUCUUUGGCGAAAUCGUGCCUCAAUCGGUGUGUGUGAGAUACGGCCUACCUAUUGGCGGAUACAUGUCCACCCCCGUCUUGAUUCUCAUGUAUCUUUUGGGGCCGGUAGCAUGGCCCACCGCGAAGCUCCUCGAUUGGAUUCUCGGAGAGGAUCACGGCACAUUAUACAAGAAGAGCGGCCUCAAGACGCUCGUUACGCUACACAAGUCACUUGGCGAAGUGUCGGAGCGACUGAACCAGGAUGAGGUCACCAUCAUUACUGCCGUUUUGGACCUCAAGGACAAGCCCGUAUCGGAAGUCAUGACGCCCAUGGACGACGUGUUUACUCUUGCCGAGGACCACAUCCUGGAUGAGGCCACCAUGGACAUGAUUCUGUCUUCCGGAUACUCGAGAAUUCCCAUCUACCGCGCAGGCAAACCAACCGACUUCGUGGGCAUGCUACUUGUCAAGACGCUCAUCACAUACGAUCCCGAAGACCGGAUCCCGGUUAGAGAUGUGCAAUUGGGAGCUGUUGUAGAAACGCGACCCGAGACGAGCUGCCUCGACAUUAUCAACUUUUUCCAAGAAGGCAAAUCACACAUGGUGCUAGUGUCUGAAUAUCCCGGUGCUAACCACGGUGCUCUCGGUGUCGUUACUCUGGAAGAUGUUAUCGAAGAGCUCAUUGGAGAGGAAAUUGUGGACGAAUCGGAUGUCUACGUCGACGUACACAAGGCCAUUCGGCGUCUGACCCCGGCUCCCCGAGCCCACCGCAGACAUAGCGACGUGCCAGGCGCAGGCGUGGCAGUCAGGAAAGCACCGGAGAAUGCGGGCAGCAACCAUAAACCUUCAGAAGGUCAGGAGGUGGAAGUUGGCUCUUUCAAGAGCGACUCGGGCCACCUUGAGCGCCCUCCCAAAACAGCCGUGUUUAUGAAGCGCCAACACUCAGCAGGACCCGACGGUCGCAUCGGGAAAAACCCCGUGCCUGUGAAAGCUUCGCUCGACGAGAUGCGACAGCAGCUGAAGCUCGGCCCUGCGAACCGCGCGGCGAACCCGUUGAGCAGCACACGAGGAAGUGUAUUCAAGAUUAAGCAAGGCUUGGGAACGACGGUGGUGACAACCACAACCCCUGACGCAAAGACGACUGUUAUCGACGCAGAAGCUGCAGAGGAGCACAAUGAACAUACGCCAUUACUGGGUAAGGGCCAGAACGGUGCAAGCUAG
Messenger RNA from Trichoderma virens Gv29-8, 1425 nucleotides. RefSeq lists its product as uncharacterized. The coding region runs from base 1 to 1425 and encodes 474 amino acids. The record is from RefSeq and is a predicted model, not a curated record. Lineage: Eukaryota; Fungi; Ascomycota; Sordariomycetes; Hypocreales; Hypocreaceae. Gene Ontology annotation, biological process: magnesium ion homeostasis. The transcript is spliced from 3 exons. Gene Ontology annotation, cellular component: intracellular membrane-bounded organelle.